Punica granatum (pomegranate) is the source of this 1354-nucleotide messenger RNA. NCBI's taxonomy places the organism in Eukaryota, Viridiplantae, Streptophyta, Magnoliopsida, Myrtales, Lythraceae. The record is from RefSeq and is a predicted model, not a curated record.
AAAAUGAGGAACUCCUCUGUUACGGAGCCCCCCGAGUCCUACCUGAUGAACGCAGGAGAUGGAAGCUACAGCUACAACAAGAACUCCUACUUCCAGGCAACAAUUGAGAGCAGCCACGAGCACCGCCAAGGAAAAGAUCGACGAGGCAAUCGCCACCGUGCUCGACAUCAAGCGGUUUUCCUCUGGGCCACGGGCCUCGUUCACAAUCGCUGACUUGGGCUGCUCAGUGGGACCGAACACCUUCAUCGCUGUGCAAAACAUCAUCGAGGCUGUCCGGCACAAGUACGGGUCUCAGGUACCCGACUUCCAAGUGUUCUUCAAUGACCAUACGGCCAAUGACUUCAACGCCCUCUUCGCCUCCCUUCCUCCAGAGAGGAAUUACUACGCUGCAGGAGUUCCGGGGUCCUUCCAUGGCCAAUUAUUCCCCGAGUCGUCCCUCCAUUUCGUGCACUCUUCCUAUGCAAUCCAUUGGCUCUCAAGGGUGCCCAAGGAGCUGCUCGAUGAGGGCUCACCUGCUUGGAACAAAGGGAAGAUCCAUUACACCAGCACCCCGAAGGAAGUAGGGGAUGCCUAUAAGUCCCAAUUCACCAAGGACAUGCGAGAUUUCUUCAACGCUCGGGUGCAAGAGAUUGUGAGCGGAGGGAUAAUGGCAUUUAUCGUGCCGGGAACUCAGGACGGGGUUCCUCAUUCUCAAGUGCCAUUGGGAGUUAAUUUGGAUAUCCUCGGCCUUAGCCUAAUGGAUAUGGCAAAGGAGGGAAUAAUAAAGGAAUCUGAUGUGGACUCGCUCAACUUGCCCAUAUAUACAGCCACUCCCCAGGAAAUGACGGAACUAGUCAAUACCAACGGGUGCUUCGAUAUCGAGCGGAUGGAAUUAACUGCUUCAAGGUCAAAGAUCAGAGGAUCGAUCAAUGCGCAGGCAUGGAUGAUGCAUCUAAGAGCCGGCUUGGAAGGGAUCAUCAGCAAGCAUUUCGGUACUGAGAUCAUUGAUGAACUGUUUGAUCGGUUUCUGCAGAAAGUCGCCGGACGGCUCGAAUGGAGCUUCCAGGAAAUAACUCAGCUGCUCGUUGUUCUCAAACGGAAAUGAAGGCAUCUACAUCCUAAACUCAAACUUCGUACGAUGGCCAAGACCUGUCAAAUAAUUUAAUUAAAUCAUAAUAGCCGAUGGCAUAAAUUUCUCUAAGAAGACAUGAUUCAUCAAAUUCAUGUUGGUAUGUACGUGUCAUUUUUGUUAGACUACUUGUGUAUCAGUGCACGUAUGCAUGUAUGUGAUACGUGUUUGCUCGAUAAUGCUCAAGUUAAAUACGACAUAUGCCACUAUAUUAUAUCCCUUCUUUUCGGGGAAAUGAAUUUAUUA